AUGAUAUUACCUUUGGCUACGAUUUUGGCGAACCUUGUGGGCUCCAGCCAGGGGUUUGGUCCCGUUGCAACUACAUCAAGGACACACAUCAACCUUGCAUCUGGCAUCACAACUUCCAACAAACGAAAAGAUUUUUCGCUGAGAAACGAUAGAUUGCUGGCAGAGCCAAUUGAGCCGCGGGAUGAAUUUGAAGUGAAUUUCAAACAAAACAGCUUUGAGGAAUCCUUUGUCCAGCUUCCACUCGUACAAGAAAAUACCGGUACUGGAACAUUGGAUGCACAAGCACAGACAGAGCUUGUGUUGGACACUAUUGAAAAUACAAAACCAGAGGACAUUGAUAUCGUCUUUGAUGUUGCAGAACAAACCGCAGACAUUUUCCCAGUCGAGAUUACCAUGGAAAAGGCGGAACAGGCGAAGGAACGAACAGAGGAACAAAUGGCUCUUUUGGAUCUAUCUUCCAGCAGUUCGGACAAUGUACUAUCAGGAACCGAGUACGCUGAUUUUAGCAACAGUACCAGUGCCAGUACCAUGUUGAGUGAUGAUGUCAAGGCAGUAUUGGAAGCUUCUGGAGUAGCAGCUGCCGAAGCUGAAGCCUCCAUGUCUCCCGAUUUGGUGGAACAACUCGAAUUUGCGCAAACGUCAAAUUCCACUUCUCGAAUUGCCACUCCAUUGGUUGUCGAUGAGAUUCCAGAGAUUCUCCCAGCUUCUUCUGUAGUUGGUGAGGCGGUGACGACCACUACCAAGAUUGAAUCGCCUUCAGUCAUGAAGAUUCUCAAGUUUGCCAUUCCUGCCAUUGGUGUGUGGUUAUGCGGGCCUCUGCUUUCCUUGAUUGAUACUUCUGCAGUCGGUCUUUUUUCAGGGACUGUGCAACAGGCAGCCCUAAACCCGGCAGUGGCAGUGACUGAUUACGCAGCGCUUCUUAUUGCAUUCAUGUACACGGGGACCACCAAUCUGGUUGCUGCUGCACAAGAAAGCGAUAGAACUACGGCUGACAAGCCAUCUACCACAAAGACACUAGUCGGAGCCAUGCAACUCAGUACCUACGUCGGAGCCGGACUUGGAGCCAUUCUCUUUACAUUUGCACGUCCUUUGUUGCGAGCAAUCAUUGGAAACGACUCGAUCAGUCCUGCUGUCUUUUCCGCUGCUAUGAAGUACGUGCGCAUCCGUGCACUCGGCAUGCCGGCAGCUGCCAUUAUUGGAAGCACGCAAGCAGCCUGUUUGGGAAUGCAAGAUAUUAAGAGCCCUUUGUACGUUCUCGUUGCCGCAGCGGUUGCAAACUUUCUUGGAGAUGCCUUCUUUGUGGGUAGCAGUAAUCCUUGGAUAGGCGGUGCGGCUGGUGCUGCAUGGGCCACUGUCUUUUCGCAAUACGUUGGAGUCGCCAUGUUUGUUCGAUGGUUGUCGCACAAGCCAGGAAAGAAGCCAGCGGUCAUGAACUUGUCAAAUGCCAUUCUGGAAAUGACUGGAGAACCAAGCACGGAUGAAGGUCAACGCAGACAGCGAGGCUUUCAAGAAUCCUUGAAGCAAUUCUCACUGAAAACUCACAUCAAAAGGUCUCGAUUGCCCAAGCUUUUGUCCAAGUUGCGCCCCAAUAAGUCCACCGCGAACAAGACUGCAUCCUCCAACGAAAGCUUUUCUGCUCGUGGAUUCUUGCAAAACAAGUUUGUAGCAAGAGAUUUAUUGAAGCCACCAUCGAAAGAGACCAGAACCAAGUUCACACCCUAUUUGGUCCCAGUAACUACAACGCAAGUUGGUCGUGUCUCGGGCUAUGUUGCCAUGAGUCACGUGGUUGCUUCCUCCCUAGGUACUGUCAGCAUGGCUGCCCAACAAGUUAUUGUCAGCCUUUUCUAUUGCCUCUGUCCGAUUGCUGACUCUCUGAGCUUGACGGCCCAGAGUUUCCUUCCAGCAAUUUCGCAGAGACCUCCCAGCAAGGAGCGAUCGGAUGCCCUGAAAAAGACAUCCAAGAGCUUUUUGAAGGCAGGAGGCGUGUUUGGUGCUGGAAUGAUGGCUGCUGUCAGCGCCAUUCCACUGCUGACUGGAUUCUUCACGGCUGAUCCUUCUGUCAUUUCACUGGUGAAUGGUGUCGUUCCGCUGUUGUUGGCUUUCUUUGGCCUUCAUGGUGUUUUGUGUAGUUCUGAAGGUUUGCUCAUGGGUCAAAAGGAUUUGGGCUUUCUUGGGAAAAUGUAUGGAGCAUACUUCUUUGCGGUCCCAUACCUCAUGUUGAAGGUCAAGGCAAAAGCCCUCGCUGGGGAUCUGUCUGUCAAUUUGAUCUCUGUUUGGAAGAUCUUCCUUGGAUAUCAAGCUGUACGCGCUGCUACUUGGCUAGGUCGGGUGUUUAUGCUUCAAAGACGAAAUGACAGAGAAGGACGUCGGGCUGAGAGCGAAGCCAUUGCGGGCAUGAUUCCACCAUAA
This is a messenger RNA of Cylindrotheca closterium, 2409 nucleotides long. The record is from the annotation of a GenBank genome assembly. Lineage: Eukaryota; Bacillariophyta; Bacillariophyceae; Bacillariales; Bacillariaceae.